This is a messenger RNA of Colius striatus (speckled mousebird), 963 nucleotides long. It is a transcript of the gene NUDT1, whose product is annotated as nudix hydrolase 1. The record is from RefSeq and is a predicted model, not a curated record. Lineage: Eukaryota; Metazoa; Chordata; Aves; Coliiformes; Coliidae. The coding region runs from base 74 to 637 and encodes 187 amino acids. Gene Ontology annotation, molecular function: 8-oxo-7,8-dihydroguanosine triphosphate pyrophosphatase activity. The transcript has 5 exons. Gene Ontology annotation, biological process: DNA protection.
CGCCGCGCGGGAAAGCCGGGCGGAGCUGCGCGGGGGACAAGGAAAGGGAGCCUCGUACUGCGCUUGGGGAACCAUGUGCACGUCCAGGCUUUUCACCCUUGUCCUGGUGGUGCAGCCGCCCCGUGUCCUCUUGGGCAUGAAGAAACGAGGGUUUGGAGCUGGUCUCUGGAAUGGCUUCGGUGGAAAGGUGCAGCCAGGGGAGAGCAUCGAGGAGGCUGCUCGCAGGAAGAUCAACGUUGGUGUGCUCAACAGCUACCUAACAGCUUUUGCCCUGAGCCAUCUCCUCAGCUGUGUCAGUACAACCGCCUGGGUUCUGUGGGAGCUCCUGGAGGAGAGUGGACUGACUGUGGACACCUUGCAGAAGAUGGGUCAGAUCACAUUUGAAUUUGUGGGCAAUUCUGAACUCAUGGACGUGCACAUUUUCAGGGCAGAUGACUUUCACGGAGAGCCAACAGAAAGUGAUGAAAUGCGUCCACAGUGGUUUCAGCUGGAUGAGGUGCCAUUCCAUCACAUGUGGGCAGAUGAUAUCUACUGGUUUCCCCUGCUGCUUCAGAAAAAGUUGUUUCGUGGCUAUUUUAAGUUUGAGGGGCAAAACACUAUCCUGGAGCACACCCUGAAAGAAGUGGAGGAAGUUUAAGAAAACAGAAGCAUUCCACCCUGGGCUGCUUCUGCCCACACUGGGCUGGAACACCAUCAGUACUACUUGAAAGGGUCUGCUUUCUCAGCUCUCCAGCAAGGGAGACUUAUUUGCAAGGUCACUGGAAAGUAAGGAAAAUAAGGGGGUUUCUUAGAGCAGAAAUAGAAGUAACAAGAUUUUCCAUGCUGUGAAGUCCCUGGCUGUGAUAUGCUGUAGUGGUUAUGUGAUUAGAGCUAUUAAAAACUUAGUAGUAACCCUUCUCUUUACAGGUGGUUAAUUCUGUAAGCUUUUCCCUUGUGGCUGGAAAUGUUUUCAAAAGAUCAAGA